AUGUCUAAAAUUCCUGUUGCCAAAAAAGGAUUCAGAUCGUGGCUCUCCACAAACGAAGGAAAACCAUCGAAAAGUGUACUUUAUGAGCAAAAGUAUCAGAUUCAUCACGAUCGUAUAAGAAACAAGGAGAACAUGUCGGAAGGGGAAGGGCAUUCUUCAAGCUUUGUUUCCAUGGUUAAUCCGCAGCCAACCGCAGCAGAUUACGAGAGGUACGACGCAGACAGAAGGCUCAAAGAGAAAGCGAGAGAUAUGCGCGUUGCACAACGUUCCGCGUCGUCAUCUGCUCGGAAUUCACUUUCAAUGACUCCAGAACCAAAAGAAUUGUCACCUAGCAGUGAUCAAUACUUCACUCCGAAACGCGAGAGCAGUAGUGGAUUAGAAGACGAAUUUGUGACACCGUCUACCUCGAAAAAAGACAGGCGGCAAAGGUCAUCCGGAAGUAGAGACGUCACACCUUUGUCGACAAAACCGCCCAGAUAUAUGUCUUCUGAAGAACACGCAUACUAUACAACAUGUCUCAGUCGGAAGAUGGAAGAGAACUUCACAAAAAUGCAUGACCUCGUUCUCAGUGGUCACACAUUAGAAGAAGCUCGCAAACAGGCUAUUGCCGAAACGACCAGCACAAAUGAUAGGAGUCCACGAUCAUCGGCACGACGAUCAUCAGUUGAAACUACAGUUAUUGUUAAUCGCAGCUCUUCUCAACCAGCUCCAAUUGAGAAAUUGAAUUCGAUUCCACUAUUCUCACGAACAUCAUCUCCAGGACCAUCUCGCUCCAAUGAUCCUCCUACCGUUCAUACAUCGUAUGUGGAUACAUUGGUGGCGACUCAUCGAAUGCACAUGCAAUAUGCGGAUCGUGUUGUUGUGUCCGUUGAAAAGCAGAUGACCAAGUUGGAAAGCAUGAAGAAUCUGGCUUCAUUGAGUCCAGCUGCAGAAGAAGUGAAGCGGAGGAGAAUGGCUGCUGAAGCCCUCAGAAAUUUGGUGGAAACGAAUGAACAACGGGAGAAGAAGCUGGAAGUGGUUCGUGAUUUGAAAGAUCGGAUUCGAAAGAUCACAGACGUUCAACUGUCUACUCAUCAAUUGGUAUCUAAUCGUCCAUUCAAAGGUGACCCAUAUAACGAAAGACUUUUGAAAUCUCUUGAUGGAUGGACCUCACUUCCUUUUCACGAAUUCGACGUUCAAACUGCACGAGAGCUGCACUUGUUGCAAAAAAAGAUGUUGACUACAAUCGAGAAAUUCAAAAAUGUGGCAUCCCUUCAUCGGAAUAACAACAGUCGCUCUUUUAACACGGGUCGAAAAAGUAUAGCUAUGAAGAAACUACGAAUAUUUUCCUCGAAAGUUAUGCUUCAGAUUAUUCCAUCUCAACAUUCUACCGAAGCCUCGUCAUCUGAACCUUCUCGUAAUCCACCAAACCAAUCAACCAGAGAAGCAGCAACACAAGUAUCAGCAAGAUUGGCGGAUGUUGCCAUGACUCAAACUAGUCCGAGAAAGGUUGGUGUCGAACCUCUCGAUCUGUCGUCGCUAGAAAAAGCAUCGCUGGAAAAACGACAUUCAUCGUCACAAACUACUCCGCCAAGACCUUCUGAAGAUGCAUCACAACAAACCGUUUUCACCGAACCAGUAGUCCAAUCAGAAGCCGCCUGUGAUGAUACGUCAAAAACGGCAGCUCUUUCAAUCACAACACCGACAAUCCUUGACAUAGACGAAAUGCUCAACAGUAUCCAACUUUAUAACGAGAGUUUAGAGACAAUCGACUCGUUUAGUCAUUUCAAGUCCGACAUCAGUUAUCCAUCAGUAUCUUCAGAACCUUCUGUAGAGACAACCCCACGAAGUGGACGAGUUUCGUUAGAUCCGGAGUCAGCGAGACGACUUUCCUCCGGAUUAUCUCAGUUGUUAGAUAAGAUUAAGAAAGAUAAUGAAUCAGUUGAAGCGAAGAUUGAACCUGAAUCAGAAGCAGAAGUAGAAGUCAAUACCGGAAAUGUGUUUUCUCAUCCUCCCCCUAUCAUCCAAGAAGAUUCCCCAUCAGCAGAGUCUGAAGUCAACUCAUCAAAUCAAUCGCCACCUACCAACGAGGAUUCCGAAGUAGAAUUGAACUUGUGUGAUCAUGAUGAUACUCAAUUCGAACAUGAAAUGGAAGAGCAAGAAGAACAGAGAAAGCUUCGCGAGAGUAUUCAGACACCAACACCUCCUAAACCAUCUGAAGAAAAUUAUGACGCAGUUGGAUACGGUCAGAGUUAUAUCGAUCCGGAAGAUGAAGAAGAUGAAACCAAGAAAUUCACCAACAACGAUGAAUUUGAGAGAAGUUUGGAGGAUGAGCAAUCGGACUCAAUGAUUCGGGAGUUCAAUGAUAGCGCUGAUGAUUCAGGAUUUCUACUUGACAACAAGCCGGCACCUCGCUUGAAAUCUAUCUUCGACAACGUCCCGACUUCUGAUCUCCGCUCUGAUACUCCACGGAUUUCCAAUGUGGCUAAUGAUUCAACAUUUAAUCAUUUGGACAUGGAAGAAUACUGCCAGAAAGACUAUCUUCCAGAGAUUGGGCCUGUUAUGAUUCACAAAGCUAUCGAACUACAAGGCGAAAUUCGUGGUCUCGAUUGGAUAUCUGCUCAGAAUGUUUGGAAACCACCAUCGUUCGAAGAUAUACAAAUGGAUUUUUACGACCAUUUCGACUAUUUCGACUCGUAUUCUGUUCUUCUGUGGGGCGCAGUUGUGGAUUUGAUCAAUGUAAACUAUUUGAAGUUUGAUAGAAAAUUGACUGAGUCAGAAGAGAGAACGUUCGAGAAAGAAGCCCUCGACAUGUUAGAAAAAGAGUUUGGUGUAGAAUCCAAGAAAAAUGAAUGGAGUAAGGAAGUGAAGAUGAGCAAGAAACUGGAAGGAAUGAUCCCAUAUGAAAUCGAUUAUCGCUACGAUAUACGGAGAGGGCUUCCGGAAACUGAACGCCAAAAAUAUCAAUGGCAACAAGUUCAAAUGACAGUGAUUGCUGAUAGAUUCCCGAAGAAGAAAUUGAGAGAUGAGCUUGACGCCGUCUACAACUCGGAAAAGGAGAAUUUGGGUGAAGUGGUCAUAUCUUCCGAACUGGAGCAAAUGCUUGAUUCACCGCAAAGAAGUAUCAAGGAGAAAAAUCCUCGAGUUUCCGAUGUUUAG
Messenger RNA from Caenorhabditis briggsae, 3138 nucleotides. It is a transcript of the gene Cbr-rsa-2, whose product is annotated as Protein CBR-RSA-2. NCBI's taxonomy places the organism in Eukaryota, Metazoa, Nematoda, Chromadorea, Rhabditida, Rhabditidae. The transcript is spliced from 9 exons. The coding region runs from base 1 to 3138 and encodes 1045 amino acids. The record is from RefSeq and is a predicted model, not a curated record.